This is a messenger RNA of Centropristis striata (black sea bass), 1967 nucleotides long. RefSeq names its product leucine, glutamate and lysine rich 1 (gene lekr1). The record is from RefSeq and is a predicted model, not a curated record. Bases 66 to 1967 code for a protein of 633 amino acids. The transcript is spliced from 11 exons. NCBI's taxonomy places the organism in Eukaryota, Metazoa, Chordata, Actinopteri, Perciformes, Serranidae.
AAUCAGUCAAACUUUUUAGUAUUUUGUGAUUAUUUUUGCUGUUAUUCCGCAAGGGGCUGUAAAAUAUGGGAGACGAGGAGAGAUCUAUGGAGGCGGAGAAGGAGGGGGAGACGGAAAUGAAGAUUGUUCUUCACUGUCCUCCGAUAUACCCACUGCCUGAAGAGAUAAAAAAGAUGGAGCACAGCGAGACAGUCUGUCGUUACUGCGGUGUAAGCUACCUCAUUUACCACGAGUUCCAUCAGCUCCACACCCGAUUGGUUCAGAUGGAGGAAGAGCUCCAGGAGCUGAGAGAGACCAUCCAGAGAGAGAAGGCCCAACGAGAAGCACUGGAGCUGGGCAGGCUGGAGUGGGAGAGGGCAGUGCACCUGGAGGCACUGAGGCAGGCAGAGGAGAAAGAGAAAACCGUAAGAGAAGACAUAGAAGAGAGGAAUAAAGACACAGAGAGAGCUCUGAAAGACGAGUAUGAAAAAAAAAUUGAGAAGAUGAGGCAAGAAAUCAAAGAUGAGUAUCAGAAAAUAAGCAAAGAAAAAGAGAGACAAGUGAGAAGAGAGCUGGGAGACUUGGAGGCGGAGACACUGAGGAAGCAGCGAGAAGAGCUGGAGAGGAGGGCCGAGGGGAGAGAGAAAGUUCUGAGUGACGCACUUCAAAAGGCCAAUAAAAAUUUAGACGAGCUGAGAAAAUACUUCCAACAGCUGAAAGAGAGGCUGGCAGUUGCGGCUUCCAUGAAGGAGGAGGCAGAGAAGUUACUCGGAAAAGAGAAGCAGCAAAAUGAAAUUCACAGAGGAGUGUGUGUGCAGCAGCAGCAGGCCCUGCGAGCCACUCUCUCUGUUCUUCGAUCCUCCGGCAGUGAGCUCACAGAUGUACAGGGUUUCCUCAGCCAGCUGCUGAGGGCAUGGCAGGCCUUCAAAUCUCAGAUACUGCAGCACACCACACAGGUGUUCUCAGUGCUGACGGAGGAGCUCAAGCAUUCCAGAGUGGAGUUACAGAAAACGAGAGAAGAGAAAGAGCGCCUAACUCAGCAGGUGAUAGAGCAGAGGAGACUGAGCGAGGAGCAGCUGUCCCAACAGAAAGACUCUGAGAACGAGCACAGAGAGAAACUACUCAGGUUAAAAGAGGAGUUGGAGGAGAAAAACAAGAUGUGGUUGUCAUGCCGAGAAAGGUGUGAUGCCAUACAGGAGCAGCUGUUGUCAUGGCGGCAGAAAGAGGGACAGAUGAGCCGGAAGUACUGUGCAGCUGAAGAGGAAGUGACACGACUGGGAGAAUCUCUGAAGAAGGCCCAGCAGGAAACAAGAGAGCUGAGGAGAGAAAGAGAGAUAUUGAUAGAGUCCCACACCAGAUCUCUGACCAAGAUGGAGAAGGGCUAUAAAGAGCAAAUGUCCUCAAAGCUGGCUGUAGCCCUGGAAGAGCAGAGAACCCAGAAUGCAUUGCACCUGAGGGAGCAGAUGGAGGAGCUCCGCAGGGACCUGGAGUUAGAGCUUACUAUUGACAGGGAGAAGAACCGACUGUUGCUUCUACAGUACCAGCAAGACAGCACACAGCUUCAGCAGAAGGUGGCGUUACUCCAGGAGACAGUGAGAAGGGAGUGUGAGGAGAGGGAGGGCCUGACUGCUGCUCUGUCUCAAGCUCAAGAUGAGCUUAUUGGACUGCAAUCCCUAGUGUCUCAUCAGGGCUCCUCCAGGUCUCUCCACCCCAUGGAGAGACACACUCCCCCAGGGAACAACCAUUUCCAUCUCCAUAGUCAAAGCCGGGUACCUCUUGCUCGCUCUUUGAACUCCCCAAACACCCUGCGACCCUCCCCUAGCUGCACAGACAAAGACAGAGCCCGGGGCACAGAUGGAGGAGGAGCAGGGAGGAGUUUUGAGUCUUGGAAUCGUGGUAGAGAAAAAAGACGUGAGGGGACACUGCCCAGACUGAGUGAAGUCCAACAUAAGGUCAGUUUAGGGAUAGAGAGGAAGAAGAGCCUAUAA